AUGGAAUUUUAUUGGUGGAUUAUCAUAGCUAUAGUAAUUAUAGUAAUUGUGAUUCUUGGUAUUAUUAUAAAAUAAAAAUGUGUUGCAAGCAAGCUUUCAGAAAGUAAUAAAGAAUCCAAUAAAGAAUAGUUAAUAAAAAAGUAAGGUGAAAUGAAAAUUAUUAGGGAUGAUUAAAAAAUUAAUUCAUUGAACAAUAAUCCUUUCAAUCAAAGCUUAUAAAAAUAAGUUUUAGAGAAUCCUCCUUACGUUUAAGUAGAACCACCCAAGAUUUAAAAUAAUAGAAAUGCAGGAAAAGAAUAAUAGAAUCAAUAUAAAUUUUAAUACUAAAAUAAUUAACCUUAAGAUGAUUAUACUAAAAUUCCAUCAAAUAAUCCUUAAAAUGUUAAUUAUGAAAAGAAUGAAAAUUAAGUAAUAGUGCAAUAAGAAAAGUAAAAUUAGAAAGAAAUAUCUAACCUCUCCAAAAACUAGGAAAAUAAGUAAGAUCAGAAGCCAUAAUAUACUAAUAUUUAAGAGAAUAAUACAAAAAAAUAUAUCUAAGAUCACAUAGCAAUAUAAAAUAAUAAUUAAAUUGAUGAAAAGUAAUAAAAUAGUUUUUAACCACUAAUUUAAUAAAGUAAUGAGGAUGUCGAAUUAAAAAAUAAUCAAGAUAAUGAGUUAAUUUCUUAAAAAUAGAACAUUAAAAAUGAGAAUUAAUAUAAUCUAUUAAAUUAUGAAUAAUAAAGAUCAUAAAAUAAAGACUUUGAAUAAGAUUAAGUGAUAUAAAAUAAUUUAGAAUAAUAAUAAAAAAAUAAUAAAGUAAAUGGUUAGCAGAUUAAUCAAAAUAAUAAUAGUUUUAAAUUUUUUUCUAACUCUACAUUUAAAAACAAACUUAUUUUCGACUGUAUUAUUGGUGAUGUUAAAUCUGUAAGUUAAAAUAAAAAUAAUAAUUAAGAUGAGAAGAUUAAGAAAAGUAAUUAAAAUUAAGAGUAAGUUGUAAUAGAUAAUAAGGGAUUGUUACUUCUAUAAAAUAUAAUAGAUGAAACUUCUAAAAAAAGAUAAAUAGCAGAUGAAUUCAAACCUUACAUAAGACAAUUGUAGGAGAAAUCAGAUCUAAAAAGAAAUUAUGGCCUUACAUUAAUAGCAAGUUCAAAGUUAUACUAAUAUUGUAAUGCAUUUAGAGAAGUGAGAGGAGAUGGAAAUUGUUUUUAUACUGCUUUUGGAUAUUAAUUCUUAUGUAUUUUAUUAUUUGAAUAUACAUUUGAUUAAUUUUAAGAAUUCAUAGAUAAAAUUAGAAAAAGUGAUUUACCUAUGAAAAUAUUUGUUACUGACAAAGAUUUGAAGAUUGAUGAUAAAUAAUUAGAAAAAUAACUAUUAGAAGAAUUUUUAAAUAGAUUAACUAAAUUAAAAUAAAUUGAUGAUAUAACUUAAAGAUAAGAUUCAUUUAAUACUUAAUUUGCUGCUUAUGAAAAAUAAUCAGAAGAAAUUGAUGGUUG
Paramecium primaurelia is the source of this 1472-nucleotide messenger RNA. The record is from the annotation of a GenBank genome assembly. Lineage: Eukaryota; Ciliophora; Oligohymenophorea; Peniculida; Parameciidae.